AUGAACUCAAUGGCCCUCCCCCGAGCUCUAGCGAGUACCACCUGGCGCGCAGUCGCCGCCAACCCAUCGGCCCCGGCCUCUCGCGCGGGGUUCUUUACCCAGCGGUGCUAUGCUACCCGCGCCGCGAAGACGACGGCCGCCGCUGCGCCGGCUACCGCUACAAAGUCCACCACCGCUGCGGCGAAGAAGACCACGACCACGACGAAGAAGAGCGUGAGCACUUCUGCUGCUAGCAAGAAGGCUGCUGCUGCUGCUACUGCCGCUACUGCCACCAGCACUACCACGGCUGCCGCUGCGUCCAAGACCUCAUCGGCCUCGACCAAGGCCAGUACCGCCGCUACCAAGGCGGCUGCCGCUUCGAGUACGACCCCGAAAGCUACAAGGACUGUCAAGAAGGCCGCCACGAGCACCACCAAGGCUGCUACUGCUACAUCCGCUGCUGCUACCAAGAAGGCCGCUACAGCAAAGGCUGCCCCUCCUCCUGCUGUCGCUGCUGCUCCCGCUGCUGCCGCCGCCGCCCCGAAGACGCCCACCUCGGUCCCAAGUCCCGCACCCACAGCAAGCUCUCCCACGACAGCCCCGACGAUGACUACCUCGAAACCGGCCCCUACUGCAGCGGCAGCGGCAGCGGCGCCGACAGCGGCUCCCAUCCGGCCCUACGCACCCACACCCCCUCCACCCCGCGCCCCAGAGGCGGAAGUCCGACCCAAGCUGAACCCCAACAGCAAGGAAUACCGGAGAGCGUACGGUACGGCGGCGAGGAAGUGGACCGCUACCAUGGUGGCCAUGCCCAUCCUGCUCGUCACCUCCUACUUCCUCUUUGACAGAUGUCAUGAAGCAAAAGUAAUGCCGGAUUUUGAAGGUGCUAAGAAGGCCGCAGAGGCACAGAAAGAGGUGGAGAAGUUUGUCGAAGAAGCACAGGCGCAAGCCAAGGCGGCAUAG
Molecule: messenger RNA, 942 nt
Organism: Colletotrichum fioriniae
Lineage: Eukaryota; Fungi; Ascomycota; Sordariomycetes; Glomerellales; Glomerellaceae
Source: RefSeq, a predicted model, not a curated record